Messenger RNA from Bactrocera latifrons, 2867 nucleotides. Its product is annotated as cytochrome P450 4d1-like. The record is from RefSeq and is a predicted model, not a curated record. Lineage: Eukaryota; Metazoa; Arthropoda; Insecta; Diptera; Tephritidae. The transcript is spliced from 4 exons. Gene Ontology annotation, molecular function: heme binding; iron ion binding; monooxygenase activity. Bases 1329 to 2867 code for a protein of 512 amino acids.
GACAAACCGUUAACGCCAAGUUUUUCGUGGAAGUCCUCAAGAGACUCAAACGAACCGUCAAUCGGGUCCGACAAGAAAUCGCAGCUGAUUAGAAAUUGCACCACGACACCGCUUUUCUUGUGAACACCUACCUAACAAAGGCCGGUAUCCCAACACUUCUGCAGUCCAGAUGUGGCCGCCCGGACUUUUUUUGUUUCCUUGCUUGAAAAUAUCGAUGAAAGGCAAGAAUUUCGAGACGACAGAGGGGAUCCAAGUAGCAUGCACCUCGACUGUCAAGGCUUCUUCGAUGCUUGGAAAUCGCACUGGCAGCGCUGUAUCGACGCGGAACGAGCAUAUUUUGAAAGUUUUAAAAUAAUUGUAACGAUUUUUUUAGUAGUAGUUCUUAGUUCAUUUCUUAGUUCCUAGCAUCAUUUCAUGGUUUCUUGUGAAUUGCGAAUUUCGGGUUUCCCCAACUUGACGUCUAUUUUGCGUAAAGUUUUUCUACUCACAAGCAAGCUAAUAAUUUCUUCCCAUCUAAACAAGUUUUCAAAGCUAAGCAGUAAAUAAUUUGAAUAUUAAAUAGAGACUUCAGCCAAAGUCGAACCUGACUUACAGAACUAUACAAACGCAUCUCUUGCUUGCUACAUAUGUGCGACAGUUUGUAUGCCUAUAAGCGUAAAGUUUUGUUUUAGUAAAAACUGUGAAGUUGUGUGAAAACUGUGUUAAUUAAAUUUGGCUUUUAUUUAUAUUGUAUUACCUUUAAAGCAAUCACAAUGAUUUUGGAAAAGCCUGUUUUGCCUCGCAAGCUAAAUGCAUUGCCCCUGUCGGACAGGCUACACGCCAAUUGGCAAUAUUCUUUUGAUUGUCCAGGUCAGGCAAACAAACAGAGCCUGUCAAUCUUUCAUAUAGUAUUUUUCCAUUGAAGCUUUGGACUGUUAAAUAAGUGCUUAUGCUCUGUCAGAUACUCAUAUGCCAAGCGUUAACCCGAAUAAAGUUCGUCGACCCACAUAAUACUAAGCCUACAUAUACAUAUGUAUACUUGCACAUAUGAUGGAUUUUUUAUUUAAAUUAAGUUUAAUAACAUUUAUUAGUUCGUAAUCGUUCCAUAUCGAUCAAGUUCAAUGUUUAUGUGUCAGUGUGUAUGCUUGUGUGUAUGUAGGUCGAGGAAGUCAGCUAACCAGUAUAAAUGCCUCUGCGCGCGCGCCUUUCGUAGCCAGUGACUUCUAACCAUUCGAAGCGUGUGUAUGUGGGGUGCGCGUAACUUACGCAAACCCAAACGUGAAAGCACGAACUGUGUUUACUUUUAAUAAAAAAAAUAUUUAAAAUUUUUCGUAAAUUAAAAAACUGUGAUGUUUUCGGUUCCCCUGAUACUCGUGUUCAGUUCGCUUGUCGCAUUGCUCACCUAUUGCUACGCCAAGUACGCUCGUCUGUACGUCUUAGCCAGCCGUUUUAGCGGUCCACCGGCAUUGCCCAUCAUUGGCAAUGCGCUAACCUUCCUCAACAUCGAAGCGCAUGAGUUUGUAAGUCGCUGCUUAGAAUUGGGUGAUAAAUAUGGCAAGACGUUUCGUUUGUGGCUGGGUCCGCAGUUGAAUAUAAUCGUACACGAUCCGCACGAUGUCGAAGUUUUGCUCAGCUCAAAUAAGCUGGCGGUAAAAGCGGAUCAAUAUCGUUAUAUGAAAUGCUGGAUGCACGACGGUCUGCUGCUGUCGCGUGGUCGUAAAUAUCAACAGCGUCGUAAACUCGUGUCCCCGACAUUUCACUACAAGAUGCUGGACAAUUUUCUCAGUUGCUUUCAGGAGCAUUCCUUGGAGUUGGUGCAGCAAAUGAGGGGACUAUGCAUGGACGGUUCACCCUUUGAGUUGCGUCACUUUUUGGGCCUGUGCAUGUUGGAUACGAUUUGCGAUACGGCGAUGGGUGUGCAGCUACAGACGCAACGUAAUGCCAAUUCAGAAUACGUGAAGGCCUUAAACAGUCUCAUGGGCAUACUUCACCUACGCAUGUACGAUAUGAAAUAUUAUUUUGAUUUCAUCUUUCGUUACACAUCAAAAGCAAAAGAAGCCGAACGCGCCCUCGUUAUCAUAAACAGUUACGCGGAGAAGGUGAUCUUGCAACGACGGAAAGAGUUAACGCACACGUCGAAGCUCGAAACGGAAGGACCUUCCGUCGGUUUAAAACGCAAGCAAACCCUGCUGGACAUUUUACUGAACUCAACAGUCGACGGCAAGUCGCUAAGCAAUGUCGACAUACGCGAAGAGGUGCACACAUUCAUGUUCGCCGGUCACGAUACGCUGUCGUCGGCGCUAAUGUUCUUCUUUUACUGCAUAUGCAGAAAUCCCGAAUGGCAGCAAAAGUGCUACGAGGAGAUAUGCAGCGUGUUCGGUAUAGAAAUCGGCGCGGUAGCUAUGAGUCGCGAGCACUUGGAUCGGCUGUACUAUGUGGAUUUGUGCAUUAAGGAAACGCUGCGCAUGUAUCCACCGGUGGCGCUGAUCGGCCGCAAAGUCUUAGAAGAGACUAAAAUUAAUGAUCAUCUCAUACCUGCUGGCACAAAUAUUGGCUUCUCACCUUAUGUGUUUGGGCGUCAAUCGGAAGUUUUUGCCGAGCCAAACACAUUCAAACCGGAGCGUUUCGAGACGGUGGCGUGUGAAAAUAAUUCAAAGCUAAAUCCUUAUAUUUUCACCUCUUUUUCGGCGGGUCCACGUAGCUGUGUGGGCCAAAAAUACGCCAUACUGCAGAUGAAAGUGUCAAUUGUGAAUAUUUUAUUAAGUUUUGACUUGACGUUCGAGGGUGAUACGACUCACGAGCUCAAACUUUCAAACGAAUUGACCAUGCGUACGAAGGAUCCGCUAAUGUUCACGAUACGAGCACGUGACACAAAAAGUGUAAAUUAG